AUGAUCGCCGAAGAUGAGAUUGCCAAUUACGAAGACUUUAGAGACUGUGUCUCCGAAUUGUUGAUCUCAAGACUCUCUGGCACUGCAGACAAAAAGAAAAAGAAAGCCACCAAGGGCCGCAAGAAUGAGAUUAAGCCUGUGACUAGGCCAGAGCAAGAUCAUGAGGAUAACGAUGCUCUCGCUGCUGAUUUGGGAGAGACCAUAGAGAUAUUCCCUUCUCUGCCUGAUGAUUUGCGAAGCCUAUCAUACAGCGAUGUCCAGAAUGAUGCUCAGCUAGCUGAAAAGUAUAGCGUGCCUCUGGAUUCAGACGUCUAUGAGGACCUACUACAACCAAUGCCACUCUCGGUAUCAGAUUCAUUGACUUCUUACGGUCUACUAUCUGAUCCCACAGAUCUGCCACGAUUACUCGAGCCAGUCUUCACAUCAUACAUCACGAGCAGAACCACUGCACCACCAGAAUUUGCACCUUCUAGUCGAGCCACCGAGUGUGAGAUUUGCGAGAGGGAACAUCUUCCUCUUACUUACCAUCACUUGAUUCCGAGGGCGGUGCAUGCAAAGGUUGUUAAGCGUGGCUGGCAUGCUAGUUGGGAGUUGAACAAAGUAGCUUGGUUGUGCAGAGCUUGUCACAGCUUUGUGCAUCGACUUGCGACCAACGAGGAAUUGGCUAAAGAGUGGUAUAGCAUUGAACUGUUGCUGGAAAGGGAUGAUGUCCAAAAAUGGGCAAUCUGGGUCAGCAAGGUCCGAUGGAAAGCCAAGUAA
Molecule: messenger RNA, 759 nt
Organism: Aureobasidium musti
Lineage: Eukaryota; Fungi; Ascomycota; Dothideomycetes; Dothideales; Saccotheciaceae
Source: the annotation of a GenBank genome assembly